AUGACAGCAACACAAAAUGAUAUACAACGAUUGAUUGAAUGUUGUAUUUGUUGUGAUUAUCUUACCGAAGUACGUGAAACACCUUGUUGUCACCAAUUAUUUUGUUAUGCAUGUAUUUUAUCAUGGCUUCAAACAUCAACAAAAAAUUGUCCACGUUGUCGAUCAACCACGCUUACGGAACAAACUUUAACAAAAAAUUUUGUUAUUCAACGUUUUGUUGAUAAUCUUGAAUUUGAUUGUCCAUAUAAAUUACAAGGUUGUCCAGCUAAAGUACCACGAUCUGAUUUAAUAAAACAUAAACAAUUAUGUCAAUAUUCACCAGAAAAACUUGCUCAUAAAAAUCGAGAAAAAUUAGAAGAAUUACAAGCUUUAUUAGCAAAAUAUAAAACAAGAAAAGGUAAUGUUACUGAUAAUGCUAUACUUGAUUUGGCAAAAUCAUUUUAUACUGAACAUGAAUAUCAACAGGCAAGAGAGUGUUUACAAUUGGUCAAGGAUGAGAAAAACUUACCUGAAAUGGUAAUGCUUCAAGCACAAAUCGAACGAGAUGAUAGUCAUUAUGAUCAAGCAUUAGAAUUAUAUACAAAAGCUUAUUCUAUAGCAAAAUCUAAUCUUGAACGUACUGAAUUACUUUUAGCCAAAGGACAUUUAUAUAUUAAAAUAGCUCAAUAUGGACAUGCAAAGGAUACAUUCAAACAAGCACUUGAUCUUUUAGAUGCCGAAGACCAUCCACAAAGAAAAGCUGAAAUUUUGAAUGCUUUUGGACUUGUUGCUAAAAAAUGCUCAGAAUAUGAUCAAGCUAUUUCAGCAUAUAAUAAUGCACUUGAAAUAGUUGAUACGAAUUCAGAUGUUUGGUCGGAGAUCAUAUCUAAUCUUGCUGACAUCCAUCGAAAGAAAGCUAAUUAUGAUGAAGCAAGAGAUCUUUAUUUAAAAUCUCUUAAACAAAUGGAAUCUCUUUAUGGACAAAAUCAUCCAUCAAUAGCUGAUAUUAUGAAUAAUCUUGGUAUGUUACUUAAAAAAGAAGGAAAAUAUAAUGAAGCAUUAGAUUAUCUUAAACAAGCAAUAAAAAUUUCUAAACAUUAUUAUGGAGAAGAACAUCCAAGUAUUGGAAUAUAUCUUACAAAUGUUGGUGAUAUUUAUCGAAAACAAGGUGAUUUUAAAACAGCUGAAGGAACUUAUAAAGAAGCAUUAACAUCAUUAGAAAAAUCAUUUGGACCAAAUCAUAUUGAAGUAGCUGAAGUUCUUAAUUCAAUGGGUUUAGUUUUAAAAAAACGUGCUGAUUAUGAUGGAGCCGAAAAUCAUUAUAAUCGUGCUAUUCAAAUUGUACAUGAUACAUUUGGUCAUGAUCAAGAACAUUAUAAAUUAGGUAUUUAUUAUAAUAAUUUAGCUGAUUUAUAUCGUAAACGUACUCAAUUUGAUACUGCAUUACAACUUUAUCAACGUGCAUUAAGUUCUAUUGAAAAAACACUUGGUCCACAACAUUCUGAAGCAGCAGAAAUUUUGCAUAAUAUGGGACAAGUUCAACAUCAACUUGAAAAUUAUAAAGAAGCUAUUGAUUAUAUAAAUCGAGCUUUAAUUAUUAUAAAAAAAGAAUUCGGUGAUAAACAUUAUAAAUAUGGAAUGUUUCUUAAUUCUCUUGGUCUUGCAUAUGCAAUGACAAAUGAUUAUACAACAGCUUAUGUACAUAUGAAACAAGCCUUACAAAUUCUUUUAACAACAUUAGGUACUAAUCAUAUUGAAGUUUGUGAUGUUUAUUCAAAUCUUGGUGAUGUUUGUAUGAAACUUGUUGCUGAAUAUGAUCAUGGAAAAUCAAAAAAUCGAAAACAAAAUGAUAAACAAUCGAAAUUAGAUGAAGCAAAAAAAUAUUAUACAGAAGCACAACGUAUUGUUCAAGCAACAUUUGGUACUGAACAUACAAAAUCAAAACAAUUUCUUUCUCUUCUAUUUAUUGUUGAUAAUUAUAAUUCAUUAUAA
Rotaria sp. Silwood2 is the source of this 1971-nucleotide messenger RNA. The record is from the annotation of a GenBank genome assembly. Lineage: Eukaryota; Metazoa; Rotifera; Eurotatoria; Philodinida; Philodinidae.